AAAAUGCAUACAAAAGGAAAAUACAAUUUACACGAAAAUGUAAUUAAACAGAAAUAUGUAGAAUGUUUUAAGAAGACGUUACACACAGUUUAAUGUCCAAAAGGAGCAAUGUGUACAUUCCUGGGUGAUUUUUGCACAUCCAUGCACAACCUUUAUUUGCUCUUUGAAAAUUAAUAUUUAUAUUCUUUUUGUGUGUACGUAAAUCUGAUUCUGAUUUAUAUACGUAGUAGCUUUAAUACGCAAAUAAUCAAUGAAAUCAUAAAAUUAAUAACAGUGCUCUGCGGAUGGAAAUGAAGUCACAAAAUAAUUUGCGUGUGGUCUAGAGUUUGGUCUAGUGUCUUGUUUUUUUGUUUUGUUUUGUUUGUUUUUUUAACUAAAACUGCAAGAAACCGCAAGAACCCAAUGCAGAAACCCCAUAAAUACUUAAAUGUUAGCCAUAGACUUUGAACGUAUAUACUGGCCAUAGACGAUAACCUAUGACCUCUCUGUUUGCUUAAAUCGUAUUGGCUAUAUAGCCGACGACAUGGGCGUGUCUAUUUAAGUAAUAACGAUUGUGAUUGGUUGUUGUAAGAAAAGUAGUGCCCGCCUCCAGCGUUCUCACCAGUCGCAUAUUACUCCGCUGAUUGGACGACUAGCUGUCACUCAUCGGGGAUAUUAAGGAAGAGGCGCAAACUGCCAAGAUGAAGCACUACGAGGUGGAGAUUCUGGAUGCCAAGACCAAGGACAAGCUCUGCUUCCUGGACAAGGUCGAGCCAAAUGCCACAAUCGGGGAGAUCAAGUCCAUGUUCCACAAGACCCAUCCUCAGUGGUAUCCAGCCCGACAGUCCAUUCGCCUUGACCCAAAGGGGAAGUCGCUGAAGGAUGAGGAUGUUCUGCAGCAUCUACCUGUGGGAACCACUGCAACGUUCUACUUCAGAGACCUGGGAGCUCAGAUCAGCUGGGUCACAGUUUUCCUGACUGAGUAUACCGGCCCACUGGUCAUCUAUCUGAUGUUCUACUUCAGGGUUCCUUUCAUUUAUGCCCCGAAAUAUGACUUUACCACCAGUCAACACUGGGUCGUACAUCUCGCCUGUAUGUGCCACUCCUUCCACUAUGUCAAGAGGCUCCUGGAGACGCUGUUCGUCCAUCGCUUCUCUCAUGGAACGAUGCCGCUACGCAACAUCUUUAAGAACUGUACCUACUACUGGGGCUUUGCAGCAUGGAUGGCCUAUUACAUCAACCACCCGCUAUAUACACCACCCAUCUACGGAGAGCAGCAGAUCAGACUUGCCCUCGUCAUAUUCUUGUUCUGUCAGAUCGGCAACUUUUCCAUCCACAUUGCUCUUCGGAACCUCCGUCCACCAGGCUCUAAGACCAGGAAGAUCCCCUAUCCAACCAAGAACCCCUUCACCUGGAUCUUCCUGCUGGUCUCCUGCCCUAACUACACCUAUGAGCUGGGUUCCUGGUUUGGCUUCACCCUGAUGACUCAGUGUCUGCCGGUGGCCUUCUUCACCUUGGUGGGUUUCAUUCAGAUGACCGUUUGGGCCAAGGGAAAGCACCGCAGCUACCUGAAGGAGUUCCGUGACUACCCUCCUCUCCGCUCACCCAUCUUGCCCUUCAUACUGUAGAGGAAUAGUUUGCCACUCCCUCACCCAUUCAGCUCUCCCUGUGUGUAUGAGUUGAGUAGAGACUUCUCCCUUUCCAGAAAUCAACCAACCCCCCCCCCCCCCCCCCCCCCCCCUCGCCUCCAAAAUCUACACUGGAACUUACUAGACUGACUGAAUAAAUCUUAGCCUGUGCCCCCGUUUUUCCUUUGAUACGGCCUUUCGCUUCUCCCUCCUGUCUUCAGCUUACGUUAUGUUGAGUGAAAAUUAACACUACUCUUUGCUGUAAUUUUUUUUUUAUCGCAGACAGACAAACCCAUUCUGGCUGGUUAACCGAUUUUUGUGUGUUUGAUCUCCCUGAGCAGUCUUCAGCUUGAAACUACCCAGUGUUUACAGAAAAACAAACAACUCUAAAUGACAACUUGUUUUUCAUCAUCUGAUACAGUUGUUUUGGGGUUAAAUCUGUCGCCAGCUAUAUUCAACACAUCUUAAACUCCUCAGUUUUGAUAUGCAUAAACCUUAAUCUGAAACCAUGACAGAAUUGAAUUUUGUUGACGUCUGAAGUAAUUUAUUAAAAAAAGUCAAUCAAA
Molecule: messenger RNA, 2173 nt
Organism: Mugil cephalus (flathead mullet)
Lineage: Eukaryota; Metazoa; Chordata; Actinopteri; Mugiliformes; Mugilidae
Gene: tecrb
Product: trans-2,3-enoyl-CoA reductase b
Exons: 12
Coding region: 681-1607 (308 amino acids)
Biological process (GO): very long-chain fatty acid biosynthetic process
Molecular function (GO): oxidoreductase activity, acting on the CH-CH group of donors
Source: RefSeq, a predicted model, not a curated record